Molecule: messenger RNA, 1918 nt
Organism: Bipolaris maydis ATCC 48331
Lineage: Eukaryota; Fungi; Ascomycota; Dothideomycetes; Pleosporales; Pleosporaceae
Product: pyridoxal-dependent decarboxylase
Cellular component (GO): cytoplasm
Molecular function (GO): ornithine decarboxylase activity
Source: RefSeq, a predicted model, not a curated record
CCACUUCAGACCUCGCUGCCCACCAAGCGACUGUGUCUGCCCCCUCGUAGCUGCCUAUCGCCGCCCCUCGACAGCCUUUGGUCGCGUCAAAGGCUCCCAUCUCACUACGGCCUCGGCCCUGAUCCUGCUCAACCUUCAAGUUGUAUCUGCCCGACCAGCGCCACACGUUUUCAACAACAUCCCCCCUCCCCGUCUUGUCGCCGUCUAAGAAGGAGCUUGAGCGUCUUUUCUUUUUGUCUCCUACCCAGACCCUCGACCAGCCUCAACUUCAGCUGCCGCAUAGGACGCCAUCAGCGGUUCUUCCUCUUGCUGAGGAAGCGGCCAGACCUCGCCCAACACCAAGCCUCGGCUUCGCACCCUUCAAGCCACCCUAACGCGGGAUUUCCAUCCAGCCAGUAACCUAUACCAAAGCCAUUACCCAACUUUCAGAAGCUACCAUCAAGGGCAUGGCACCUUCUGCUGUUACACCUACUCAAGAGUACCAAUUCCCGUUGAAAGACUUAACGUCGUUCAACACCUAUCCAUCUGGUAGUGUCGACAGUCAUGGCGCCUGGAAAUCCAAGCAGUUGAUUGGGGAGGCUCUCAAGAGCCGUGUCGAGGCUAUUGAUCCUGAUACCUGCAGUGUUGGCGAGGAAGAUGCCUUCUUCGUCGCCGACCUGGGCGAGGUCUACCGCCAGCAUAUGCGCUGGAAGAAGAACCUAAGCCGUGUGAAGCCGCACUAUGCUGUCAAGUGCAACCCCGACCCCCAAGUCCUUCGUCUCAUGACGGAGCUGGGUCUCGGCUUCGACUGUGCUUCGAAGAAUGAAAUCGAGACUGUUCUCAAGCUGGGCGUUGACCCUUCUCGCAUCAUCUAUGCGCAGCCCUGCAAGACCAAGUCUUAUUUGCGUUAUGCUGCUCAGUCUGGCGUCAAGCAAAUGACCUUUGACAAUGCCGAUGAGCUCUACAAGACCAAGCAGCUCUUCCCGGACGCCGAGCUUUAUCUGCGCAUCUUGACUGAUGACUCAGCUAGCCUGUGUCGUCUCAGUCAGAAGUUUGGUGCUGCUCUGGACACCACUGGUGAGCUUCUGGAGCUGGCCAGGAAGUUGGAGCUCAACGUUGUUGGAGUGGCCUUCCACGUCGGAUCCGGCGCAUCCGACCCCAAGGCUUUUGUCAAGGCUGUCCAGGAUGCCCGGUUUGUCUUUGAGCAGGCGGAUGCGCUUGGCUUCAACAUGCAUACCCUCGACGUCGGCGGCGGUUUCACAGGCGAUGUCACUUUCGAGCCCAUGGCCGCAGUCUUGUCCGCAGCUUUGGACCAGUACUUUCCGCCCCACAUCCGCGUCAUUGGAGAGCCGGGACGCUACUACGUCUCCACUGCCUUCACCAUUGCAUGCCACGUCAUUGCUCGUCGCACUGUCACCGAUGCCACCCUGGGCACUACUUCGUACAUGCUGUACCUGAACGAUGGUGUCUACGGAAACUUCUCAAGCAUCAUCUUCGAUCACCAGCACCCUGUGCCGCGUGUCUUGAAGAACGGCAACAACGUUUUGUACGAUGUGCGUCGCUCAGGAUAUGACAGUCCUUCUCAGGUUGAGUACUCCAUCUGGGGUCCAACCUGCGAUGGCAUUGACGUCAUUUCCUCUUCUUGCAACUUCGCCGAGUUGCUUGAUGUUGGCGACUGGCUCUACUUUGAGGAGAUGGGCGCGUACACCAAGUGCUCUGCUACCCGCUUCAAUGGUUUCAGCGACAGCCACGAAGUCGUUUACGUGUGUAGCGAGCCUGGCGCUGCUGCUCUCAUGGGCAUGUAAACGUUGGUGAGGAAGGGUGAUCAGGAAGGAUGUAAAGCAGUUUUGUACACAGGUUGAGUGUUGAGAAAUGAUAGUGGGAAGUGUCUUUUUAAAAAGUUUGAUAGAUCUCUUUAUUUACUAUGUUUGCUUUUGAA